Molecule: messenger RNA, 1667 nt
Organism: Myotis myotis
Lineage: Eukaryota; Metazoa; Chordata; Mammalia; Chiroptera; Vespertilionidae
Gene: ABHD14B
Product: abhydrolase domain containing 14B
Exons: 4
Coding region: 39-857 (272 amino acids)
Cellular component (GO): cytoplasm
Source: RefSeq, a predicted model, not a curated record
GGGGCGGGUCGCGGGGUCUCGGGAAGGCACCCAGUCCCAUGCUUGGGGCACGUGGGCCCUGCCGCCGAUUGUGGCCACCAGAGGGCGCCCCGCAGCACGGCCAGGCCACCUCCCUGUUCCCAGCCCCGCCCCGUUUCGCUGCCUCGGGCCCCAUUUGCCUCCAGUCCUCGGCUUCCUCCCGCUGUGCGAGCCCACGCAGCUCCCCAGGCGUUGCAGGCGGCAGCAUGGCGGACGUGGAGCAGAGGGAGGGCACCAUCCAGGUGCAGGGCCAGAGCCUCUUCUUCCGGGAGGUGCGGCCGGGCGGAGGGCAGGCCCCCCGGUUCUCGGUGCUGCUGCUGCACGGGAUCCGCUUCUCCUCCGAGACCUGGCAGAACCUGGGCACGCUGCUCAGGCUGGCACAGGCGGGCUACCGGGCGGUGGCCAUCGACCUGCCAGGCCUUGGGCAUUCCAAGGACGCAACAGCCCCUGCCCCUGUCGGGGAGCUGGUCCCCAGCAGCUUCCUGGCCGCUGUGGUGGAUGCCUUGGACCUGGGUCCCCCGGUUGUGAUCAGCCCGUCUCUGAGUGGCAUGUACUCACUGCCCUUCCUCACGGCCCGUGGCUCCCAGCUCCGGGGCUAUGUGCCAGUGGCCCCCAUCUGCACGGAUAAAAUCAGUGCUGCCGACUAUGCCAGAGUGAAGACCUCAGCACUGAUUGUCUAUGGCGACCAGGACCCCAUGGGCCAGACCAGCUUUGAGCACCUGAAGCAGCUGCCCAACCACCGGGUGUUGGUCAUGGAGGGGGCGGGGCACCCGUGUUACCUUGACAAACCUGAGGAGUGGCACGCGGGGCUGCUGGGUUUCCUGCAGGGACUGGCAUGAGGCCUAGCUCUGCUGUCCGGGGGGGGCUGCUUGCCUUUCUGGGGCUCUCUCUCCCUCCCUGCACAUCAGCAGGUGUGUGUGUCUGUGUGUCUGCCUGGGUGCUGGUCUUUCGGAUCUGUCUGUCUGUCUUUUCCUCUUUCUCUUGCAGUGACACACUGAGGAGGUGAAAUCAAGACAAAAAAAUCAGGAAUCAAUGGACGUGAUCUGGUGGAGGGUAACCCAUUAGAUGAGCUUCUGCCGUGGGCUCUCCUGCUCGCUCUCGCUCCCUCCUCUGCUCUGCCCAGCCCACCCCUCCUGCCUCCCACAUCUGCCCAGGCUGCCCCAAAGGGCCCUCACAGCCCUCUCCCACCUCUUAGGCCACGGUACACACAUGCCCGCAUGCAUGCUCACACAUGUCCCCAAAUAUGACCCAACCACACAGGUACAGGCUCCUGCUGGGCUGCACACCCAGGUGCACACAUGCAUGCUUGUCCGCCUACAGAAGCGUCCACAUAGGCAGCGCCCUCCCAUCCAUACAGCACCCCUAUGUCUGGGAAGGUGGGGACCCAGAGCCCAGUCCUUGCAGGAUAUCCUCGGCCAGGCUUAGGGUGUGGCCUGCCGUGAACUCCGCUCCCGAUCAUAACUGCCCCCCAAAGGAGAGGAUCACCCUCUGACCCUCAGAUCUCCCUCUCCCCCCUCCCCGAGGCGCCACACCCUCCCUCCCGGGUUGUUAGGCCUGGGUCUUCUGAGCCCAACCAAGCCCUUUCCUGCUCCCAGGCCGGGGGGCGGGGCGCAGAGUGGAGGUCCGUGAAAUAAAGUGAAGCAAUUAGA